AUGUCUCAGCAUAUGGAAGAAUUACGUAUUGGUGAUUGCAUUGAAGUAAAGGGUCCUCUUGGUACAUUCGCAUAUAAUGGUCGUGGACAAUAUCAAAUUAAAAAUGGUACUAAAGAGACACUACAUAAAUGCAAAAAGAUUAGUUUAAUUUGUGGUGGAUCGGGUAUAACACCUGCAUACCAAGUAAUUCAAUCUGUAUUUCGAGACCCGAAGGACAACACUGAACUGUCUUUAAUAUAUGCAAAUAGAGGUGAAUCUGAUAUAUUAUUAAAAAAUGAAUUAGAUGGAAUUGCAAUCCGUGACAAAAGAUUCAAAGUAUACUAUACAUUAGAUGAUCCACCUAAAGAUUGGCCGUAUGGAAAAGGAUUUGUUUCUGAGACGAUGAUUCGUGAACGGUUGCAUGCGCCUAUGAAAAAUGCUCAAAGUAUUGUACUGAUGUGUGGACCUCCACCAAUGUUGGAAUUUGCUUGCAUACCAAACUUAAAGAAAAUUGGAUUCAAAGAUUCGGAAUACUUUAUCUUUUAA
Molecule: messenger RNA, 525 nt
Organism: Racocetra fulgida
Lineage: Eukaryota; Fungi; Glomeromycota; Glomeromycetes; Diversisporales; Gigasporaceae
Source: the annotation of a GenBank genome assembly